Molecule: messenger RNA, 1659 nt
Organism: Ilyonectria robusta
Lineage: Eukaryota; Fungi; Ascomycota; Sordariomycetes; Hypocreales; Nectriaceae
Exons: 4
Coding region: 159-1421 (420 amino acids)
Molecular function (GO): chromatin binding
Source: RefSeq, a predicted model, not a curated record
AUAUGCGUUUUUAGUCUUGCCCCUGAUUUUGCUACAGAUCGCGAUGUGUCAGUCACAGAUAAGUUUGGCUCCUUUCAAGCGUGGUAUUGAUCCGUGAUACAAGGACCCAUAUAUCGUGCUAUCUCUGACUUUCUUCCUAUCCAGUUGCCAAAUCAACAAUGAGCCCUCGAAAGCGCAGGAUUUCCGUCGUGGAGGACCCUGUGGAAUAUCCCUUCUUCAUUACCUUCAGAGAAAAAGAGCGACGCAACAACAACAAGAGGAAGCGCGACAGCCAAGAGGAGGAGAGUAUGGUGCAGAUCCAGAAUUCUCCCUUCUUGCCUACCGGCGCGUUCAAGACGCACGAUACCAUGGACGUAUCUUACACCGUGGAGCCUGGAAAGAUAUGGCCGAGCAUGACGCGGUACAACAGCUUCAUCCUGAAUGGGGUCAAGUAUUACAAUGAAGACUUUAUCUUCGUCGCUAACAAGUCGACUAUUGAGCGACAACAAGUAGCGGCGAGUCUAGGCAAAGAUGAGCCUACCAAGCAGUCGGCCGACGAUUGGGUGGCCCGUAUCUUAGAGAUCCGGGCUGCGGAUGAGUACCACGUUUAUGCGCGCGUGUACUGGAUGUACUGGCCUGAAGAGCUGCCACAUGGAACGCUCGAUGGGAAGAAGAUGGUCCAGGGACGUCAGCUAUACCACGGUCAGAAAGAGUUGAUCGCAUCGAAUCAUAUGGACAUCAUUAAUGUUGUCAGCGUUACCAUGCCGGCUACUGUCGUUCAAUGGAUCGAGUUAGAUGACGAUAAGAUCCAGGACGCGUUGUACUGGCGGCAGGCGUUUGACUUUUGCAACUCGCAGCUUUCAUCCGUUGAUAUAUUGUGCAAAUGCGAAACCCCAGCAAACCCCGAUAGGAUGAUAGUAGGAUGCACCAGCACGGCUUGUGGGAAAUGGAUAUAUAAAGAAUGCCUUAAUUAUGACGUGCUUAUGAGGGUGUACGGCCAACUAGGCACCGGCAAGUCACACCAAACCAAGGCGACGAUUAUUAAGGAAAAGCAGAGUGACUAUAAGGCAGCGUGCCCGCUCAACCCAAAAAAUGGGGAGGAGAAAGAGACACAGUCGGUAAUUGACGCCAGAUACGGCGAGGCCUAUAAUAACAGCCUUGUCAAAAAAGUUGAGGGAGGGAUCUCACGACCGUCGGAGGCACCAACCCCAGGUCCUAUAACUUCAAAUACCGAUGCGCAAGCAAAGCCGACUGCAAAAAAGAGCCGCAAGAGGAAGGGCGCUGACUGCAAGCUAUACGAAGGGCUCUUUAAGGCGACUCUAAAUUUAAGCGAUUGUCCUACCACGUGGGAAAUUCAGGAUCUGCGGGAAAACGUCUUGGGCGGUGAUGAGACAUGGUCCGAGCAGGUUUAUUGUUUAUUCUGCGGCGUUACUAUUAACUGAACUAUUCACGCAUCGCGACUAGGUCCACAAGCGCUUCCUUGGGCCAGAUCUAUCCAUAUCCACGAACGAGAAUUCCAGCCCCAACCCCACCCGAGGGGGUUGGUCGGUUAAUAGGGUAGUUGACUUAAUGGUUUUGUCACCUGCAAUUCUGCCGCAGAUGUGAAAUUUUAACAGUCUCUUUCGGUAAGAAAGUCCAUCUCUCGCACACCUGAGAUGUAGCAGUCUAAAUACAUGAGCC